Messenger RNA from Eimeria tenella, 561 nucleotides. RefSeq lists its product as uncharacterized. Bases 1 to 561 code for a protein of 186 amino acids. Lineage: Eukaryota; Apicomplexa; Conoidasida; Eucoccidiorida; Eimeriidae. The record is from RefSeq and is a predicted model, not a curated record. The transcript is spliced from 3 exons.
AUGAAGCAUUUCUGUCCUUGGAAAUUAGACACACAGCUCGCCCUUUCUUUGCUGCUGCUGCACCAGCUGCAGCAGCAGACGCAGCAGCAGCAGCAGCAGCGGCAGCAGCAGCAGCAGCAGCGGCAGCAGCAGCUGCAGCAGCGGCUGCAGCAGCGGCUGCAACAGCAGCUGCAGCAGCAGCUGCAGCAGCAGCUGCAGCAGCAGCUGCAACAGCAGCAGCAGCAAAAGCAUCUCGGCAGCUGCAGCUGCAGCAGAAACAGCUGCACUAGCAGCAGCAGCUGCUGCUGCAGCAGAAACAGCUGCACUAGCAGCAGCAGUUGCUGCUACAGCAGAAGCAGCUGCAGCAGCAGCGGCUGCAGCGACGAGGCAGCUGCGUGCUUUGGAACUUGUGUCUCACUAGCAGCAGCUGGGAUCGGCGGCUCUGCUGCAGAUGUGCAAGAAGAUGCAUGCAAAGAUGAGGGGCCGCGCAGUGGGGUGUACGUACACCCCGGAGUAGCUCAGCAGCAGCAGCUGCUGCAGCAGCAGCAGCAGCAGCAGCAGCUCUUCUUUUCAAAUAUGUAA